This is a messenger RNA of Canariomyces notabilis, 708 nucleotides long. RefSeq lists its product as uncharacterized. The record is from RefSeq and is a predicted model, not a curated record. The annotation marks the transcript as partial. NCBI's taxonomy places the organism in Eukaryota, Fungi, Ascomycota, Sordariomycetes, Sordariales, Chaetomiaceae. The transcript has a single exon.
GCCAAAAGCUAUCUGAUGGAUUCGUCAGACCCUCUACGUCAACCCAACUCUAUAUCGACGAAGUCGAGAACAGACAGCUCAUAUUGAGCCCCGAUCAGGCCGACCUUCCGCCGACAGCAAGCCCGACCCUGGAUCACAUGCUUACCUUCCUCUACAUAGCGUACUCCAUGAUGGGGCUGCUCUACGAGUAAUUCCUACCUUCAAGAACACAUGCAGGCGAUUGUGUACUCUCCAUGCACAAGUGGAGAGUACGCAUCGUGGUUGGGUAAAUGCCGCCAUUGGAGGCGGUGUCAAAGGUUCUUAGCCGCUUCGGAAGGCUCGCAGACAGUUCUUCAUCUUGGUAAGUCCAUAUCAUACUAGAUGCUCUUGAUGAGUGCACUACCAGAGCCGAACUGCUCGACUGGAUGAAAACGCUGGUUGGGCCUGAUCUGAAACAAGUUCACCUCGUCGUGACAAGCAGGCGAGAAGAGGAGCUCGAAUCCUGUCUUGGUGGAUGGAUUCAUACCGACAACAGAAUGCCGAUAGACAUGGAUUCUGUCAACGAGUAUAUCCGCUCUUAUGUCAAAGCGAGGCGGUCAGCUGGUUGUAAGUGAUGGGGCAUGUCUCGCCAUUCUCUGACGGCGUGGCUAGCAGGAAGCCCAGGAUCAGUGCGAUGAUCUCGGUCGGCAUGUUGUCGAAGGGGGGGCGAUGCGGGGAGGCGACUGCCAU